AUGUCGAGCAUUAUCAGCCACGACCCCAUUUCCUAUCGCGACCGUAGCACAUGGGACCGGUGCAGGGACUACUGGAAACUGCCUUACCCAUAUCUUGACGGCGUGGUAGGGUAUGCGGACCGAAGUGGAUGCACAUAUACAUUGGAGCAUUUUCGAGAAUUCGCCCGACACUACUUCAAUCGAAAGUACCUUCGACUCUUUCCGUAUGAGGACUGCUCGAUAGAGGAUUUGAAGCGCUUCUGCGAGGACCGCAAGCUCGACAUAGCCUACCCUAUUCAGGAGACCGUCAUGGCGACAGAAUACGAGCCUGUCACUGCUACCAUGGUCGUUACACCAAAGUUGAUCAAAAGGUUUGAGCUUUACAGAGCGGACUUCAUUGCUCAGCUCAACACCGACGACGACAACAGAACUUUCCAUGGGUUUGCUAAGUUACCGCCAGAGCUGCGAGUGCACAUAUACACCUGGCUGUUCCUAUCCUAUGGUGAGGAAACAGGUGGGCUUGAGCUGCCCGUCCAACCACCCAUCACUAGAGUUUCCCGACUCCUGCGCAAAGAAAGCCUGCCUGUCUUCUACCAGACCUGCACUUUCCAGCUCAGACUGGAGCACUACGAUACACCGUAUAUCCAUGGAGAGUUCUGUCGUGUCCCGCAGAAGGCCAUCGAUUACUUCACCAGCCUACAACCUCACUACCUCGGCUGGAUACGACGUCUCCACUGCGCGGUCGAGGAGGUUGAUUGGGCUGCAGGAAACCCGCGGCAAGAGCCCUGCGCAGAGCUUAAAGAGAGUGUGCUGGCUGUACAGCGUGUUAUGGAUGAAUUGAUGAACCGGUCGGGAGAGUGCAGGCUCCAAGUCCAGGAUCUGAACGUCAUGGUUCUAGCAUGCCGAGAGCCUAGUCUUGCUCAGAAGGACUAUGGGAUGCAGCUUAUGUUGCUUGAACAGCAGAACAGGAAGAGAUUGCUUAUGGCGCGCCUGGAAAUGGACUCGAGUGCACAGGCGACGGUCAGGCCGGGAAGGCGUCGAAGGCGCAGGAGGGAAGGUUAG
Molecule: messenger RNA, 1041 nt
Organism: Fulvia fulva
Lineage: Eukaryota; Fungi; Ascomycota; Dothideomycetes; Mycosphaerellales; Mycosphaerellaceae
Exons: 1
Coding region: 1-1041 (346 amino acids)
Source: RefSeq, a predicted model, not a curated record